AUGUAUCUUAAUAUGGAAGGUGGGUGGAUAAUUCUGUCACAGAAGAGCUGGUCCCUUCUACUGCGCUGCCAGCUCGUGUCUAGGGGACCUUAGCAUCUGGAGCCAGGAUACUUCGCGAUUGUCUCCCUUGCAGGGAACUUGAGAUCACCUGUCAUUUUGGACCGUUUGCUGCUACCUGCCAGGUGGCCCCCACUGCUGUGGAAAAGUGAUGGACUUCUCAGUCUUCCUGAACUCCUACCAGAGAGGACAUCUGCCCAGCAGUCUCUUCUUCCUCACUCACCUGCUCCUCCUCCUCCAGCCCAGGGCAAUGUGCUCAGAGGAGAUCAGGGUGGUAGGCCAUGAGGAACCCAUUCUGGCACACGUCGGGGAUGAAGUGGAAUUCUCCUGCCACCUGUCACCAUAUCACGACGCCGAGCACAUGGAGAUCCUCUGGUUCCGGAGCCAGGCCUCGAACGUGGUGCACUUGUACCGGGAGCAGCAGGAGCUCUAUGGCUGGCAGAUGAAGCAGUUCCAGAACAGGACCCAACUCAUCACGGACGAUAUCGCAGACGGCAGCGUGACUCUGCGGCUCCGCCGCGUGGUCCCCGCCGACGAGGGUCUGUAUGGGUGCCGCUUCUCCAACGACUUCACUGGGGAAGCGACCUGGGAGCUGGAGGUAGCAGGACUGGGCUCAGACCCUCAUAUCUCCAUUGAGGGAUUCAAGGAGGGAGGCAUUGAGCUAAGGUGCCACUCCAGUGGUUGGUACCCCAAGCCACAGGCUCAGUGGAGAGACCAUCAAGGACGAUGCCUGCCCCCGGAGACUGAAAACAUCACUGAGGAUGUCCAAGGCCUGUUCAGUCUGGAAACAUCUGUGGUUGUCCAAGAGGGGGCCCACAGCAACGUGUCCUGCUCCAUCCAGAACCACCUCCUAGGCCAAAAGAAAGAGUUUGUGAUCCACAUAGCAGAUGCGUUUUUACCCGGAACCUCUCCCUGGAAGAGAGCUUUCCUUGGGACUCUGGUGGGCCUGCUGCUCCUUCUGGCUUUCCUCAUGAUGCUGCUGUUGCACUUCUUUCAGAAGCAACGGAAGUCCCAAGAAAAGCUGAAGAAGCAGGUAGAGAAAGACAAAGGGAAACUCACAGUGGAGCUGGGGAAGCUUCAGGUAGAGCUGGACUGGAGAAGGGCUGAAGGCCAGGCUGAGGCACUGACCCUGUGCCUUUGCGCAGUGGAUGUGACCCUGGAUCCUGGCUCCGCCCAUCCCAGCCUGGAGGUUUCCAAGGAUGGCAAAAGCGUGUCCUCACGCAGGACGGCGCCAGGCUCAGCGGUGGCCGACCCUCAGUGGUUCUCUGAGCAGACGUGCGUCCUGAGCCGGGAGCGCUUCUCCACUGGCCGCCACUACUGGGAGGUGCACGUGGGCCGCCGCAGCCGCUGGUUCCUCGGUGUGUGUCUGGCCGCGGUGCCGAGUGCAGGGCAUGCUCGCAUGAGCCCGGCCACUGGCUACUGGGUGAUGGGGCUGUGGAACAGCUGUGAGUACUUCGUCCUAGACCAGCACCGCCUCCCGCUCAGCCUGCGCGUGCCGCCCCGCUGCGUGGGCAUCUUUCUGGAUGUUGAGGCUGGAAAGCUGUCCUUCUUCAACGUGUCCGACGGCUCCCACAUUUUCACCUUCACUGACACCUUCUCGGGGAUGCUCUGCGCGUAUUUCAGGCCUAGAGCCCACGAUGGCAGCGAACACCCAGAUCCGCUCACCAUCUGCCCAUUACCAGUUGGUGAGAAAUGCGUUCUCGAAGAGGAGGACAGUGACGCCUGGUUUCAACCCUCUGAGUCCUCGAACCCUGCCCUGGGGUGAAGUGCUUUUGUGGCCACUGGACUGGGUCCUGGGCGGCUUCCUGGAUACCCAGCUGGCGCUAUGCUCUCCUGCUUCCUGUAAAGCCAACAGACACACUCACCCCACUGUCUGCUCCAGAAUGUCGGCAAAAGCUUAGAGGCAGAAAGGGGGCAAAGAGAGACCUUUGCCUAUGUAGAUGUGAAUGUGUACAUGUAUGAAUAUGAUUUUCUCUUUUUUUUUUUUAAAGAAAGACACUUCCAAAGCUUAUGUGUGUAUGUUGUAGGAUUGAGCAGAUGAGUAACCAUAUGUUCAUGUUGCUAGGAGUCAGUGUUCACUGUGAAGACAUGAAAGAAACUGGAUGGGGGGGAAAAGAGGAGAUAAUUUAUCAGAUAAGAUUAGGGGUGUCAGUUAAUUUCUGUAUUUUAAUAUUUUUGUAUGUAUUUUCUAGCUCUAGAAAGGUCUGGAAACAAUGACACUUCAUAAGCAAUAAGUUCACCUUAGGCUCAGAUGCUAGUUCUCACUGCCAAUUAGCACCAAAAUAAACUUGGAGAUGUGGUGAAA
This is a messenger RNA of Odocoileus virginianus texanus, 2362 nucleotides long. Lineage: Eukaryota; Metazoa; Chordata; Mammalia; Artiodactyla; Cervidae. The record is from RefSeq and is a predicted model, not a curated record.